Molecule: messenger RNA, 1890 nt
Organism: Fusarium coffeatum
Lineage: Eukaryota; Fungi; Ascomycota; Sordariomycetes; Hypocreales; Nectriaceae
Exons: 2
Coding region: 1-1890 (629 amino acids)
Biological process (GO): phosphatidylinositol-mediated signaling; lipid metabolic process
Molecular function (GO): phosphatidylinositol-4,5-bisphosphate phospholipase C activity
Source: RefSeq, a predicted model, not a curated record
AUGGCGGAGGAACUCAAGGCUGGCGGAGGUGCCAGCGAAGUAACCCGCUCCAUCUCUAAGCUUCACCCAGUCGUCAGCAGUCAUCUUGUCAAGCUCUUUGAAUCUCUGGCAGACCGGCCGGAUAAAACUUGGAGCAAGGAGAGGAUUGCAUCGUUUAUCAAAGAGACACAAAAGGACGAAUCUUCACCUGCUGUCGAGGAGCUCCUUGCCCGAGACUCGCUUGAUCUUGAUGGCUUCCAGGCCUGGAUGACGUCUUCUCAUGCAGCUGCUACAAUCCCGCCCAAACCUCAGGAUCUCUCAUAUCCUCUUGCCUCUUACUUCAUCAGCUCCAGCCAUAAUACAUAUCUUACUGGAAAUCAACUCUCGAGCGACAGUUCCACCAAGCCUUACACCGAAACUUUGCUGCGUGGUGGACGAUGCAUUGAGAUUGACGUCUGGGAUGGAGAUGAAUCUGAUCCAGAAGGUACAAGCAGCCCUUCCAGCAGCGAUGAAGAAAGAGGUGUGAAGAAGCUCGUCAAAAAGAAGAAGAGAAGUACCUUUGGAAAGCUGAAGGAUAAGUUGAAGAAGACGAGCAUUAGCGAUAAGAAUGAGUCUACUUCCGCUUCCGACCCCGCCUCUCAUCAGCAGGUGGCCGCUCCUGAAACAACAGAGGAACCCGAAGCCGCUAUAGUUGAGCCUCGAGUCCUCCACGGUUAUACUCUCACGAAAGAGAUCUCUUUCCGUGCUGUCUGUGAGGCUAUUCGAGCCAGCGCAUUCGUUGUUAGCGAACUGCCUGUCAUCGUCUCCUUGGAAGUCCACUGCAAUGCGGAUCAGCAGCUCGCCAUGGUACGCAUUAUGAAAGAAGUUUGGGAGGGACUUCUUGUGCCUGAACCCGAGAACGAACCAGAUGCUCUUCCAAGCCCUGACCAACUGCGUCGCAAGCUCAUCGUCAAGGUCAAGUAUGCGCCGCCCGAUGCAGAUUCUUCACAAGCAGAAAGCGAGGAAGACGAUCGAGCACCACCUCCAGGCUCUGAGUCCGGCGAUGCUCCCAAGAAGAAGAAGGCUAAGGUUAUACAGGAGCUUAGCCGAAUGGGUUUUCAUUGUCGUGGUGUAUCUUUUAAGAGCUUGUCACAGCCUGAGGCCGGUAUGCCUACACAUAUCUUCUCGCUUUCAGAGAAGAAGGUUGUUGAUGUGCACGAUGGGCAAGCAGAUGAGCUAUUUAACCACAACCGACACUUCCUCAUGAGGACUUAUCCAUGGGGUCUACGAAUAGGAUCCUCGAACCUGGACCCUUCAGUUUUCUGGAGAAAGGGUAUCCAGAUUGUUGCACUCAACUGGCAGAGAUGGGAUGAGGGCAUGAUGCUUAACGAGGGCCUGUUUGCGGGUACAGGAGGAUAUGUCCUUAAACCACCAGGCUAUCGACCUAACCGCAACGACGAAGAAGUUGUCAACACCAUUCCCCGCAAAACCCUCCAUCUCACCAUUACUGUCCUCGCCGCCCAGAACAUUCCUCUCCCUCCCGGUGACAAAUCUGCCCGCGGUUUCGAGCCCUACGUCAAGGUAGAGCUCCAUGUUGAAGGCCCCGACGAGUACCAUGGCGGUCCCAUUCCCAACGAUGGUCACGAGCGUGAGGGUGAGUACAAAGCUCGCACACAUACGCAACGUGGUGACACUGUUGAUUUCGCUGGCGAGCCUCUUGAGUUCCCUCCUGUGCCACACGUUGUAGACGAGCUGUCAUGGGUGCGCUUUACUGUACGUGAUGAUGAGAUUGGAAGGGACGAUAUGGCAGCCUGGGCUUGUAUGAGAGUUGACCGUCUAGGUCAUGGAUACCGCUUUGUGCAUCUUAUGGACUGUGAGGGGCGUAUUACGAAUGGAGCGAUCUUGAUCAAGGUUGAUAAGAAGUUGGUUUAG